Messenger RNA from Plenodomus lingam JN3, 1554 nucleotides. NCBI's taxonomy places the organism in Eukaryota, Fungi, Ascomycota, Dothideomycetes, Pleosporales, Leptosphaeriaceae. The record is from RefSeq and is a predicted model, not a curated record.
AUGAAGUUUGAAUCAUCCGUUCUCCUAGCGACAUUGGCAGCUUCGGCUGUCGCGGCCCCGGCACAAUACCGCUACCACGCUGUCAACAAGCGAAUUGCUGAGAACAACGGAGGAAAGGUCCCAGCCCACAUCGUCCCCUCUGUGCGUCGCCUCGCCGAAGAGAAAGUCAAGUCUAAGCGUCAACUUGAUCAAUUCCUCAAUGGACUUACCGGUGGCGGUGGCGACGGCCCACUCUCUGGCCUUCUCAGUGGACUAGGAGGCGGUAAUGGAGGUGCUGGAGGAGGUCUCAAUAACCUACUCGGUGGCAACGCUGGAGGUGCCGGCAAUAAUGAGGCAAACGCAGCAGGGGCCACUGGUAACAAUGCUGGUGCUGAUCAAAAUGGCGGUGCUGCGGAUAAUGCGAACGAAGGCAAUGCUGGCAAUGAAGACAAUACUGGCAAUGACAACGCUAACAACGACAAUGCUGGCAACGACAAUGCUGGUAAUGACAAUGCUGGCAAUGACAAUGCUGGCAACGACAAUGCUGGCAAUGACAACACUGGUAACGGCAUGAACGACAAUGCUGGUAACGACAACGGUGAUGCCGGUAACGACAACGGUGAUGCCGGUAACGACAACGGUGAUGCCGGUAACGACAACACUGGUAACGGCAUGAACGACAAUGCUGGUAACGACAACGGUGAUGCCGGUAACGACAACGGUGAUGCCGGUAACGACAACACUGGUAACGGCAUGAACGACAAUGCUGGUAACGACAACGGUGACGACAUGAACAACAAUGCUGGUAACGACAAUGCUGGUAACGACAUGAACAACAAUGCUGGUAACGACAAUGCUGGCAACGACAUGAACAACAAUGCUGGUAACGACAAUGCUGGUAACGACAACGGUGAUGCCGGUAACGACAAUGCUGGUAACGACAACGGUGAUGCCGGUAACGACAAUGCCGGUAACGAUAACGCUGGCAACGGCAUGAACAACAAUGCUGGCAACGGUAUGAACGGCAAUGCUGGCAACGGUAUGAACGGCAACAACUCCACAGCUGAAGCUGGCAACGGAAACGCAGGCAUGGACAAUGCUGACAACGCUGACAACGCAAACAACGAUGGCCAAGAUGGUGGGAACGCCAAUGAGGACCAGAACGGCGGAAACGCCAAUGAGGACCAGAACGGCGGAAACGCCAAUGAGGACCAGAACGGCGGAAACGCCAAUGAGGACCAGAACGGCGGAAACGCCAAUGAGGACCAGAACGGCGGAAACGCUGACAAUGAGAAUGGCAACGCCAUGGGCGGCGGAAACGCUAACAAUGAGAAUGACAAUGCUGGUAACAAUGCUGGUAACGAGGACGCGGGUAACGCCGGCAACGACAAUGCUGGCAACCAGGAGUCGGGUAAUGCAAACGAAGGAAACGCAAAUGAAGGCAAUGCAAAUGAAGGCAAUGCCGACAACGAGAACGCCAACGCUGGUAACCAGGAGUCGGGCAAUGGAAACGAGGGCAAUGUAAAUGAAGGCAACGCCAACGCCAUGACCAACGCACAAACCAAGGACAACUAA